AAGUGAAUUUUCUUAAUUUUUGUGUUUUCGCGAUUUUUUAUCAUGUUUAUAGGUCAAAACAACAACACCAGAGCAAUAUGAGAAAUUGGCUGAAAUGAUGGCAGCAAAAAGAGAUAUAGCGCAGGGUUUUCAACAGCGAUCCAAAGAAGAAGUGCAGGCGUUUUGGAACGAGGUAGUAACUUCCCUAAAUGCAUUAGGUCCCCCAUCUAAGGACUCCAAUGCAUGGAGAAAGGUGUGGAUUGACUGGAAAUGCUACAUAAAACGGAAGCUAUCAGAUAACAAAAAAGAAAUGAUGAGCACCGGUGGAGGUCAAUGCCGUUUGCAGCGCAUAACCCCACUUGAAGAGCAAGUCAUAGAAUUGACGGGCUUAAUAAGGUACACAAGUGGAAUUAGAGGUGCGCUGGAUUUUGGAGAUAGUGCUCAGGUCCAACACGAUGCCCAAACGGAAAUGGACAUUUCUGCUUCUUCGGUGGAUCCAGAUGGUUUACCUUUAACCAGUAGAGCAAGCAGCCAACACCGAGAAAGAAGCGGAAAAUUGAGAUUAAGAUGGAGAUGGUAAGGCUGGAGCAUCCAGGCCAUAAUCUUGAUUAGCAACUUCAAACACGUCGAAGAACUUUAUUGUCAACCUUGCACCUAAAAUUUUUAAUUUUUAUUUUCUUUUGUUGUUUUUAUUAAAUGCAUAUUACCCACCGUGAUA
Messenger RNA from Rhagoletis zephyria (snowberry fruit fly), 697 nucleotides. RefSeq lists its product as uncharacterized. Gene Ontology annotation, cellular component: nucleus. The record is from RefSeq and is a predicted model, not a curated record. Lineage: Eukaryota; Metazoa; Arthropoda; Insecta; Diptera; Tephritidae.